This is a messenger RNA of Heteronotia binoei (common prickly gecko), 1145 nucleotides long. RefSeq names its product RAB7A interacting MON1-CCZ1 complex subunit 1 (gene RIMOC1). NCBI's taxonomy places the organism in Eukaryota, Metazoa, Chordata, Lepidosauria, Squamata, Gekkonidae. Bases 187 to 1086 code for a protein of 299 amino acids. The record is from RefSeq and is a predicted model, not a curated record. Gene Ontology annotation, biological process: mitophagy. The transcript is spliced from 6 exons.
GGAACCGGUUUGCAAUCAAGACGCUUCGAAACAACUGGUCUGUAGCGAAGCAUCCCCCUGCAACGAGGCUUGUUUAGCAUAACCCCGCCUCCUGCAUGGUGAGAAGAUCGCGUGACGCGAAGGGGAGGGCAUAAGUGCGCCGGCAGCACCAUCACGUGAGAAGGCAGGCCGCGGUAGUCACGUGAAAUGGAGCACCCGCCGGAGCCGAGUGGGUGCCCUAUUGCAGGUGCCGACUUUUUGCAGCCGCGGCUUGCGGGGCUGGAGGACAGAGUGCGCCGCUUGAGCAACGGUGGCGACUCUGACGACCCUUUCUUAUUGCAAGCUUCUGCUACCCUUGAAAACUUGAAGCAGCUUUCUGAAGAUGGUAGAGAGAACAGCACCUUUUCCAACCUCGUGCAGCUUUAUGCUCAGGCAGUUCUGGAUAUCACCUACUUUGAGGAAAACCAGCUUGUGGAUGAAGAUUUCCUAGAAGCCUCAUCUUUACAGAAAGUUGAACAACUGAUCCAUGCACUUUCGGAGCCAGAAACCUUGAUCAAAGAAAGUGGUGAGAACGAACCCCUUGCUGUGCUUGGUGUCGAAUUACUGGAAUGUCUGUACUGGAGAAGAGGAGCCUUGCUCUACAUGUUUUGUCAUACAGUUAAAGGAAGGAAAGAAUGGUUAAUGGACAAGAUGGAAGCCUUUAAGAAGUUUCUUAGUGAGGGAGUUAAUUAUUUGGUGAAGAUGCUUGGCUUCAGAUGUUCUGUUAAUCCCGAGGAAUUUACGAAUCAGGAUUCAGACACUGCUAGACUGCUCCAUGAAGGCAUAUUCAGUGAUACCCAUCUGCUGGCUAUGAUGUACAGUGGAGAAAUGUGUUAUUGGGGACUGAGUUACUUUGGUAAAGGAAAACCACAAAUGCAAAGCACAGAUUCUGGAUCUAACAGCAAACAGCACUGUAGCCCAGACACUGAAACACUGGACUUUCGAGACACAGGAGAGAAAAUGUUGCAGAAGUAUGUUGCUGUAUGUGAAGGACCUUUAAGAGCUCAUGAGUGGAAUACUAGAAAUGCAAAGCUUAUUUUGGACUACUUUAAACAGCUGGCAACCUAAUUAACUCAUGCAGGUGUCUGUACGCUUCUAAGAAGAAACAUUAAACUGACAAAGAAAAA